AUGUCAAAGUGGUCCUCCCUGCGGGAGGGCAGUGACGGGUUUGACGACGUCAAUGAGGGAAGCGGGAUGCUCUCCUCCUGCGGCUACAUCGUGCACAUUCCGCCGCCCAUGUCGGGCCCAAGCCUCCCUGCAAGCGCCACCGAUAUUGCCGCCGUCACGCUCCCGAGCGUUCGGGUCGCGCCAGACGUCACACAAAGGGCGGUGACGUGGUACGAGGUGCUCGUCCGCUCCACAACGCACCAGUGGAGCGUCAUGAAGCGCUUCUCCGAGUUCUUUGACCUUUACAGGGCAAUGGAGAAGAUGAGUCUUGUGCAGCUUGCGAAGCGGCAGUUGGAGCGGACCUUUUCCUCUCCGCCGUCGCGCCUGUUUCCAACCCACCGGCGACAGCAGCAGCUGGAAGAGUUUGUGCAGUCGCUUCUGCAGACGUUGAAGGACCUGUCUGUGCGUUAUCUUUGCGCCGCCGGUCCGGAGCCGGAGGGGAGUGCCUCGCGACCGCCGACGUCGGCAGUGACGCGUGCCGCCUUUGCAACGUUUGUUCGUUUUCUCACCACCACCUCGUACGAUGCCUCGCUGGAUGGCGCGCUGGCCGAGGCGGGCGGUGGCGUCACGGCGCCGGUGGUGGACAAGGCUGCUGCCGCCGACUGCCUCAUUACAGACGAGCGGACGCAUCUGCCGCCGGCCAAAAUUAUGCAUGCGCCGAAGCAGCUCUUUAUUAUUAUGCUGCAGCUUCCCGGGGCUUGCAUGUCAACCGUGUUUGUGAAAUCCUCGGAUGACUCGCGUGAGAUCGUCGUUGGCGGCUCGUGGAACGCCGACAUCACCGGACCCGACUCCGUCUACGUCGAGACACCGGAGUCGCCGCAGGGCGACGUCUCUCCCCCCUCCAGCGACGGUGCGGUGGAGGGGGGAGAGACGCCGAGGGCUGCAGGCGCGCCCUCAUCAACCAAAGUACUGGUGGACACGUUUCCAAUGGGCGAAUUCCAGAUGGAGUUUGAGGUGCCGCCGCCUUUUGCUGUGGAUGAGUGGCGGAGCCAGUACAAGGGCGGCAUUUUGUUCCUCAGCUGGCACUACUUUUCACCCACCGUUGCCCCUUCGACGGAGAGCGCCUGA
Molecule: messenger RNA, 1107 nt
Organism: Trypanosoma conorhini
Lineage: Eukaryota; Euglenozoa; Kinetoplastea; Trypanosomatida; Trypanosomatidae
Exons: 1
Coding region: 1-1107 (368 amino acids)
Molecular function (GO): phosphatidylinositol binding
Source: RefSeq, a predicted model, not a curated record